Gambusia affinis (western mosquitofish) is the source of this 1031-nucleotide messenger RNA. Its product is annotated as CMRF35-like molecule 3. The record is from RefSeq and is a predicted model, not a curated record. The coding region runs from base 9 to 587 and encodes 192 amino acids. The transcript has 4 exons. Lineage: Eukaryota; Metazoa; Chordata; Actinopteri; Cyprinodontiformes; Poeciliidae.
GCCACACCAUGAGAACUUCAGCUUGUUCUGCCGGCAAAAUUUGUGUUCCUGUUCUCUAUCUUUUGUUGCUAAUGAAGAAUAAAGUGGACUCAGCUGAUCUGUUGGCGCCAGAAGAAGUAACAGCAUCACCCGGUGGAUUGGUGAAAAUCGCAUGUCAGUACAACCUUCAGUUCAAGGAAAGACCUAAAUACUGGUGCAAAGGAUCCAUUUAUGAACUGUGUAGAAUACUGGUGGAAACAACCAGGAAAACACAACGUGACAGAUUCUUUAUUGCCGACGACAGGGAAGCAGGCGUCUUCACCAUAACUAUGACUUCACUCAUGGAAAGUGAUGAAAAUAAGUACUGGUGUGUAAUAUCCAGAUCUGGAAGAAACGUCUACAAAAGUGUCAGGCUUGUCAUCACUCAAACAGCUACAACACCAAGCACCACAAAAAGUAGCUUCUUGACACAGCAGGAAACAAGUCUGUGGGCAUCUCUACGGUGGUUUCUCUUUUUAGUGACAUUGGGGUGUUUGGCAAUGACACAUGUGGUUGUCUGGAGGAUGGAGGCUUCAAGGAACCCAGAAUCAGAAAUGACUGAUAUGUAAAUGAGCUGGUUUCUGGGUAAAUCAUAAGCACAGUCAUCUGUGAUAUCAAGAACAGUGGAGAACAAAGGACAAAGAAGACAUGGAGUGGACAUUCAUUUAGUGUGUGAACACAGGUUUUACAUCCUGGUUCAAAGGAUGUACCAAUUGGGGAGACACAACACCAACAAUUGUUUUAAGUCAUGUCAAAGGCAUUUAUUACAAAAAACAAAAGUAAAGAAGGAUGUUGGUGACAACUCGGGUGUACCGGCCAGCGUAAGCCCAGGAGUCGCAAAUCAGGAGAGCCUCUUAAUGGCAGGUGUGCUGGAAGUCCCUACUACAUCAUUUGGGAACACCAAGAACUCCCACGUUCCACCCAGGGGUGCCCAAAGUCAGUCCUGGAGGGCCAGCAUCCUGCAUGUUUUAGUUCUCUCCCUGGUUUAAUGCACCUGGAUCAAAUGAUGGCUC